Messenger RNA from Lindgomyces ingoldianus, 2890 nucleotides. Its product is annotated as phospholipase D/nuclease. The record is from RefSeq and is a predicted model, not a curated record. NCBI's taxonomy places the organism in Eukaryota, Fungi, Ascomycota, Dothideomycetes, Pleosporales, Lindgomycetaceae. The transcript is spliced from 4 exons. Gene Ontology annotation, biological process: double-strand break repair; single strand break repair. The coding region runs from base 182 to 2869 and encodes 895 amino acids. Gene Ontology annotation, molecular function: double-stranded DNA binding; 3'-tyrosyl-DNA phosphodiesterase activity; single-stranded DNA binding. Gene Ontology annotation, cellular component: nucleus.
AAUUUGCCGUUCCAAAUGUACGCAAUCUCGCUGCGACCGUUAAGGGAUCUCGUUCAGGAAGCCCACAACCCUGGCCAAGAAGACCGGAGCUCCAAUACUGACUGAGAGGAUCAUAUUACAUCUCUCGCACCUGUUCUGUCGCCUACCGCCCGAACCUCAAUUCUCCACUACGCACACCGCCAUGGGAUCCAACGAUAUCCCGCCUCCUCAUGUGCCUUCUGCAUACCACGCAACAUGUACGGUCCUCCUCGCUAUUGGUGGCUGCCUAUGGACUGUGACCUACGUUCUUAUGAUCCGACAGUCACUACGUGAUCGAACCUAUUCAAUGCCUCUCGCCGCCCUCGCCUUUAACUUUGCUUGGGAGAUCAUGUUCACGAUCUACAUCUCCGAGACUAGCCUAGAAAAAUCUGUUUUCGCCUGCUGGAUGGUCUUAGACAUAGGGCUUGCGUAUACAAUGGUGGAAUACGGCGCCAACGAGUGGAGACACGCGCCUGUUGUUGGUCGACACAUUGGGAAGAUACUGCUCGGGUCUGUGCUCUGGAUUUGUUGGGCUCUCUGGGCUUUCUCGUCUUGGUGGGUUGACCUGGCAAACCCGAUCAACCCAAAAGAUGGCAAGAUAUUCAGAGGCGUAGUAGGGCCAGAUACUACGGAGCUUGGAUACUGGACGUCGGUUGUGGCUCAGGUUUUGCUUUCGGCGAUGCUACUCGCUCAACUAAUCGUGCGUGGACACAGUGGGGGUGCCUCGUACAUGAUCUGGAUGGCACGUUUUUUUGGUAGUCUAAGUGGGCAGGUCAUAUAUUAUGGCUAUUGCUAUUAUGUUUGGUCAGAGGCUCACGGAUAUUUCAUGAGUCGCUUCUCCGUAUGUUUAUGGAUGACAUGGAUCCUCGCUGAUCUGGCCUAUCUAGUUGUGCUGAAGAAAGUCAAGGGGUCUGAAAUAAUUCUUAAGGAUGGGCGAAAGAUAAGGGGCGAGACAGAGGCGCUUCUACAUGCAGCCCAGAUGGCGUCUUCCGAUAAUGAUGACGAGGAACUUCGACAGGCUAUUGCAAUGUCCUUGGAAGAGUCGAAACCUCCCGCACCUUCAUCUACCAGCAACCCUUCCGAACCUAUGCCAAACUCGGAGGCUUCGUUUGAUGAAGAUAUGCGGAGAGCUAUUGCCUUAUCCCUUGAAGAGAGUGUGCCAGAGAUCAACUCCACUCCACUUCCAAAUCAGAAUUCCAAGCCUACAUCUUCGGUGCUACAAGGCUGGCAUGGAAUAGAUCGGAAAGCAAUGGAGCAAGAGAGGCUUGCAAGGCUCGGAAAGAGAAAGCGAUCUGUUUCUCCAGGUGCCCCAUCAAAGGCAGCGAAACAAGAAGUCGGUUCAAACUCAACACUAGAGAACCCGACAGAGUCGAGCGCACCAGGACAUCCGCCUAUUCAAUACCCUCGUGGAGUGAUCAAGCGGACAUGGGCCUUCAAACACAAACGAACCAACGACAUCAAGAUUGAAGAAGUGCUCCAAGCCCCAACCCUCAACAUUGCCGUCCUCAGCGCAUUCGACUGGGAUGUUGAUUGGAUAUUCUCCAAACUCGAUCCGGUAAAGGUCAAGCAGAUCUGGAUUAUGAACGCUAAAGGCAAAGACCUGCAAGAGCAAUGGCGACGCGAUGCAGCUGAGCAAAGUGUUCCAAACCUCAAGAUGCACUUUCCGCCUAUGGCCAGCCCGAUUCAGAACAUGCAUAGCAAGCUGAUGCUACUAUUUCACGACACACACCUUAGAAUUGUCCUGCCGACUGCAAACCUCAACAAGUUUGAUUGGGGAGAAACGAACCUCAAUGUACGCACCAAACAGAUGGAACAAGCUGCAGUCAUGGAAAAUUCAGUCUUCUUAAUUGACUUGCCACGAUUUCCGGAUGGCAAAGCAGGGGCAAGGGAAGAUUUGACAUGGUUUGGGAAAGAGCUACUCUACUACCUGGAGGCCCAAAAACUUGGAGAGACCUCGAAGAACGCAGUGGAAGGCGUACUGAAAUUCGACUUCUCCCAAACUAGCCACUUGGCCUUUAUCCAUUCCAUAGGCGGACGACAUGCCAGUGCGGGUGCGCAUUGGACUGGGCUUCCUGGUCUUUCCAUGUCACUUCAUAGGUUAAACCUGGGUGAAGUCUCACAAAUUCAACUGGACUAUGCUACGUCUUCCGUGGGAGCUCUGAACUUAGAGUUCUUGAAGAAACUGUAUAUCUCCGCUUGCGGGCUACCCCCAUUCAAAGACCACAACAUUCCUAAUGAUUCCAUCCUUUCCCAAUUUCGUUUCUACUUCCCGAGUCAGGCCACUGUGGAGAACAGCACAGGUGGAGUGGCGUGCGGCGGUACCAACACGCUAAAUGAGAACCAUUUCUCCUCUUCUGCGUUUCCGGUCCUGUCCAUGCGCGACUAUAAAUCCACGAAACCAGGAGUCCUCUCUCACAACAAGAUCCUCCUAGCACGAGGACGCCGCGGAAAGGAAAAUACACCCUUUGCGUGGGCUUACAUUGGCUCUGCGAAUCUCACCGAGUCGGCGUGGGGAGCCCAGAAGCUGGCUAAGGCUCAGAGGAAAGAAGGGGAAGAAUGGGGGAAUACCGGGAUGCCUUUGCAGCGAGGAGACAAACUUGAGGUUCGGAAUUGGGAGUGCGGCAUUUUGGUACCUGUUCUUGACGAUUCACUCGAGGAUCUCAAAUUAGGCCCAAGCGAGGUGCCUCCGAUCAGCGUGUUCGAAAAGACGCUUGAAAUCCCAUUCCAGUACCCUGGGGAGACGUAUAUUGGAGAGAACAAUUCGCAACAAAAGAAGCCGUGGUUUUUCAGGAGCCAGGGAAACAUUGCUAUGGUUAACAGACUCGAACAGGCAAGGAAGACACCACGUUAAUUGAACAUUGGAGGAAGUUGC